AUGAAUUCUCUAAUAAGAAGAGGAAUUUACCCGCUUUAUUGUAAUACUUUCAAGUUAUCGACGCGCUAUUUCGCUGAUGAAGCGGUAAAGGAGAAGAUAGAUCAAAUAGUUAAAAAUAAUAAAGUGGUUGUAUUCAUGAAAGGAAUUCCUGACGCCCCGCGAUGUGGCUUCAGUAAUGCAGUUGUACAAAUCAUGAGAAUGCACGCUGUUCCAUAUGAAAGUCUUGAUGUUUUAUCAGAUGAAAAUAUUAGACAAGGUAUAAAAGAUUACUCAAAUUGGCCAACAAUUCCACAAGUCUUCAUUAAUGGAGAAUUUGUUGGUGGAUGUGAUAUAAUGCUUCAAAUGCAUCAGUCAGGAGAGCUUGUAGAAGAAUUAAAGAAAGUUGGAAUUAAAAGCGCACUCCUCACAGCUGAAGAGUCAAAGAAAGAAGGAGCUUAA
Molecule: messenger RNA, 438 nt
Organism: Pieris macdunnoughi
Lineage: Eukaryota; Metazoa; Arthropoda; Insecta; Lepidoptera; Pieridae
Source: the annotation of a GenBank genome assembly